Molecule: messenger RNA, 1264 nt
Organism: Solanum dulcamara
Lineage: Eukaryota; Viridiplantae; Streptophyta; Magnoliopsida; Solanales; Solanaceae
Product: prohibitin-3, mitochondrial-like
Exons: 3
Coding region: 138-974 (278 amino acids)
Biological process (GO): mitochondrion organization
Cellular component (GO): membrane; mitochondrion
Source: RefSeq, a predicted model, not a curated record
CUCCUACCAAUCCGAUCCGGUUUAAUCCGAUGACCCGUUAGAGGGUUUUGGGUUUUUCUUGAAGAACACUCCAUUUUCUUCCACCUAAAACCCCUUCUCCUCCAAUUAAUCAUUCCAAAACCCUAACUCUCUGUAAAAUGGGUAGCAAUCAAGCAGCAUUAUCUCUUCUCAAAUAUCUAGCAAUCGGCGCAGCUGGGAUCGGCGCCGGCGCAACAGCUCUUAACUCUUCCCUAUACACCGUCGACGGCGGCCAACGAGCCGUACUUUUCGACCGAUUCAAAGGAGUCCUCAAUGAAACUGUCGAUGAAGGGACUCAUUUUUUAGUCCCAUGGCUUCAACAACCCAUCAUCUUCGAUAUUCGCACAAAGCCUCACACGUUCUCUUCCUUCUCCGGUACAAAAGAUCUCCAAAUGGUCCAUCUUACCCUCCGUGUUCUCUCUCGACCAGAAGUUUCUCGUCUUCCAGACAUUUUCAAAACCCUGGGUCUCGAGUAUGAUGAGAAGGUCCUUCCUUCCAUAGGCAAUGAAGUUCUCAAAUCUGUCGUAGCACAAUUCAACGCGGAUCAGCUUCUCACAGAACGUCCACAGGUGUCUGCAUUAGUUCGUGAGAGUUUGAUUCGUCGUGCUAAGGAUUUCAACAUUGAGCUUGAUGAUGUGGCGAUAACACAUUUAUCAUAUGGUGCUGAAUUCUCUAAGGCUGUGGAAAAGAAGCAGGUUGCCCAGCAGGAGGCAGAGCGGUCAAAGUUUGUAGUGAUGAAGGCUGAGCAAGAGCGGAGGGCUGCAAUUAUUAGGGCUGAAGGAGAAAGUGAGUCUGCUAAGUUGAUUUCCGAUGCAACUGCAGCUGCUGGUAUGGGUUUGAUUGAGCUUAGGAGGAUUGAGGCUUCGAGGGAAGUUGCGUCGACCUUAGCUAAGACUCCCAAUGUGUCUUACUUGCCCAAACAGAACAUGCUACUGGGACUGAAUGCAACACGUUGAUUAGGAGGAAUGUUGCAUUAUCUUAUUGGAACAGUAUCCAAUUUGCAUUCUAUGGCCUUAACUCAGAAGAAAGCAACUAGUGAAAUUGCAGGUUACAUAAUUGAAAAAGUGAAAGCAAGUCUGCUUCGGAUAGAUUAUUUCAAUGUGCUCAGUUAACGAACUGAAUUUAUGCAGUUGUGUGUAAGGGGAAUGAUAGAAAUGAUUCUGAGUCUGCUGGGUAUGGUUAUUUUAAUGCAUUUGUAUACAAGUAUUAUGCAUAAUGGCUAGCGGAUAUAAAUAUUUUUGGCCGA